Leptosia nina is the source of this 1557-nucleotide messenger RNA. The record is from the annotation of a GenBank genome assembly. Lineage: Eukaryota; Metazoa; Arthropoda; Insecta; Lepidoptera; Pieridae.
AUGUUAAAAUUGGUGUUGUUACCGCUGUUAGCGGCCAGUGUUAGUGGAAAAUUAUGUGACUUAAAAAACUCUUUGGAUAUAACUGGUGGCGAAAAAAUAAAAAAUAUGAUAUCCUUUAGCGGCAUGGUCUUCAAGGAUUCAGAAUACCAGAGUGCUAAUAAAACGAGCCGCGCGUGUAUCAAGCAACUGACAUUAAACAAAUGUUGUCCCCUCAACGAAGGGUACAAUGGUGAAAAGUGGAAAUGUGAGCAGAACAUCACCAACUUUCAGCCAGUUGGUGAUGUCCGGACGGUGAAUAACGAAACGGUGAUGGACUUUAUCCAGUUUACAACGGGGAAACCGAAGUGCGGUGACAACAGAGUGCGUGUAGCUGUUGGGGAUGUGUUUCCUAAUUUCAAAAUUGGAAUGGACGGAAAACUUUACGUCGACAUUCCUACGGAUAUCAAACGCUGGACCGCCUUCACACCGGACAUGUAUUGUAUUGACACAUUCGUGACUGAAAAGGGGGAGGAGAAGAUCACCCAAAUCGAUGCCCUGGUCUGUUUCGACCAGAAACCUCACCAGGAUACCAGUUAUGUCGCUAGCAUAACCUGCAUGCUAACAUCUUGCGUGUUCAUACUGGCUACGGUAGCCGUGUACUGCUGGUUGCCAGAACUCUGCAACUUGCAUGGAAAGGUGCUGAUCGCUUACCUCCUGAGCCUCUUCGUCGGCUUCAUCUUCCUCUCCACUAUGCAGAUCCUUCUCAGCAUGGAUAACAUUACUCAGCAAUGCUGUAUGAUUUUCACCUUCAUAAUCUACUAUUUUCUCUUGGCCGCGUUCUUUUGGCUCAACGUCAUGUGCUUCGACAUUUGGUGGACUUUCAGUGGUCACCGCGGCAUGUCCAUCGAGAGGAUGUCAGCAGAAACCAGAUUUAGGGCGUAUGCGCUCUACGCAUUCGGUUGUCCCACACUUUUGACCAUACUAUUAGCUGCGCUGGAGUUUUCCGAUCUACCACUUGGCUGGUAUCUACCUUUACUUACUCAGCAAGGGUGUUUCAUCGCUGGAACAAGCCGUCUUCUGUACCUGUAUGGACCGAUUGUAAUCCUUAUUGUUGCUAACAGUGUCUUCUUCCUUUUAACUCUAUUGAAAAUAAAAGUUAUCAAGGACCAAACAGCCGUAUUGAAGUCUAGAGAGAGUGCUACAACACACGAUAAGCACAAUAAUGACAAGCAAAGGCUUUUCCUUUACUUGAAACUAUUUAUCGUGAUGGGUAUCAACUGGGGAUUAGAAGUAUUAAGUGCUUUUUACCCAGAAGCAGACAAGAUCUGGAAGUUUACUGAUGCCUACAAUGUUCUUAUCGGUCUGAUCAUCUUCAUUCUCUUCGUAUGCAAGAAGAAAAUCUACCGUUUGCUUAAAAAAAGGAUCAAAGACAGAUUUCAUGGAAGAAAUUCAGAAUUCAGAGAUACGAAGAGAAGUAAUGACAGUAGAAGCAAUUUUAACAUGGAUCUAAAGCAGAGAAGCAGUUCAGAAUCUGUUAGGACGUCAAACGGAAGCACUCUACAUACGAGCGGCGUUUAG